Messenger RNA from Agelaius phoeniceus (red-winged blackbird), 3510 nucleotides. It is a transcript of the gene SLC15A4, whose product is annotated as solute carrier family 15 member 4. The record is from RefSeq and is a predicted model, not a curated record. Lineage: Eukaryota; Metazoa; Chordata; Aves; Passeriformes; Icteridae. Gene Ontology annotation, biological process: transmembrane transport; oligopeptide transport. Gene Ontology annotation, molecular function: transmembrane transporter activity. Gene Ontology annotation, cellular component: membrane.
AUGGACGAGGCCGAGCCGAGCGAGCGCAGCCCUCUGCUGAGCAGCGGCGAGCGCGGGCGGGCGGCCAGCAGCGCCUUCCAGGGCCGGCGGCUGGCCUGCGCCGCCGUGCUGCUGGCCGAGCUGCUGGAGCGAGUGGCCUUCUACGGCAUCACCUCCAACCUGGUGCUGUUCCUCAACGGGCCGCCCUACGGCUGGGAGGGCGCGCAGGCCAGCCAGGCGCUGCUGCUCUUCAUGGGCAUCACGUACCUGGUGUCGCCGUUCGGGGGCUGGCUGGCCGACGCCCUGCUGGGCAAGUUCGGCACCAUCCUGCUCAGCAUGGCGCUGUACCUGCUGGGCAUGCUGGCCUUCCCCGUCAUCGCCGCGCCGCACACCCGCCAGGGCCUGUGCGGGGACAUCCCCCUGUUCCCCGUGGAGAACUGCUCCUCGCCGGCCGCCAACGCCACCCUGGCGCCCUGCUCGCAGGCCGGAGCCACCCGCUACUGCGCCACCGCCACCUUCGUGGGACUGGUCCUCGUGGGGCUGGGCGUCGGCUCGGUCAAGGCCAACAUCACCCCGUUCGGGGCCGACCAGGUCAAAGACCGGGGUCCCGAAGCCACCAGAAGGUUUUUUAAUUGGUUUUAUUGGAGCAUUAAUUUGGGAGCUAUCCUGUCUCUGGGAGGCAUUGCCUACAUCCAGCAGAACGUGAGCUUUGUCAUCGGGUACAGCAUCCCCACGGUCUGCAUCGGGAUUUCCUUCAUGGUUUUCUUAUGUGGGCAGAGCUUCUUCAUCACCAAACCUCCUGAUGGCAGUGCCUUCACAGACAUGUUCAGAAUCCUCACAUACUCCUGCUGCUCGAAGAAGGCCCACGGGGAGCCCUCAGCAAACAGUGAAGGCCCUGGAGUGCUGCACCCGCCUCGCAGGCAGAGCCUCUUCGAGACGGCCAAGCUGUCUCGGGGGGGGCCCUUCAGAGAAGACAAGGUAGAGGAUGUGAAAGCUCUUGUCAAGAUUAUCCCUGUCUUUCUGGCUUUAAUUCCUUACUGGACAGUGUAUUUUCAAAUGCAGACAACGUAUGUGCUGCAGAGCCUCCAUCUGAAAAUUCCUGAGAUAUCCAAUGACACCAACUCCAUCCAUACGUUCCCAGCAGCCUGGCUGACCAUGUUUGAUGCAGUGCUUAUCCUGAUCCUGAUCCCCCUAAAGGACAAACUGGUGGACCCCAUUUUGAAGAGGAAUGGCUUGCUGCCAUCCUCCCUCAAGAGGAUUGCAGUUGGGAUGUUCUUUGUGAUGUGCUCUGCCUUUGCUGCAGGAAUUCUGGAAAGCAACAGACUGAAAAUUGUGAAGGUUAAAACAAUUAACCAGACAAUUGGGAAUGUUACAUACCACGCUGCAGAUUUGCCAAUCUGGUGGCAGAUUCCUCAAUAUGUGCUGAUUGGAUUCAGUGAAAUAUUUGCAAGUAUAGCAGGUCUAGAAUUUGCAUAUUCAGCUGCUCCCAAGUCCAUGCAGAGUGCCAUUAUGGGGCUGUUCUUUUUCUUCUCGGGGAUUGGCUCCUUUGUUGGCUCUGGAUUGUUGGCACUGGUGUCCAUUAAAGAAAUUGGUUGGAUGAGUAAUCACACAGAUUUUGGCAAUAUCAAUGGCUGCCAAUUGAACUAUUACUUCUUCCUGCUGGCUGCUAUCCAAGGAGCCACCCUGCUGCUGUUCCUGAUUGUGUCUGUCAAGUACGAGCACCACAAGGCCAAGGCGGGCGAGGCGGCUGCCAACGGGAGGCUGUGAGCGUGUGGGCACCUGUGCCAGCAGCACCAGGGAGGGCAGUGCCAGCAGGAGCCCUGCUGCCUGCCCAGGGACCCUGCAGCCCUGCCCUGUGCCCCUGGGCAAGUGCCUUAGGGCAGGGGCUGCUUCUUGCACUACGGCCUGGCAGGGACAGCAGAGCUGGGCACGAAUCACUGCAGGCCCUGGAGCUGCUCUGUGCCCAUGGGAGCUGAAUCCAUGCCCUGCAGCUGCUCUGUGCCCAUGGGGAGCUGAAUCCAUCCCCUGGAGCUGCUCUGUGCCCAUGGGAGCUGAAUCCAUCCCCUGGAGCUGCUCUGUGCCCACGGGAGCUGAAUCCAUCCCCUGAGCUGCUCUGUGCCCAUGGGAGCUGAAUCCAUGCCCUGGAGCUGUUCUGUCCCCAUGGGAGCUGAAUCCAUCCCCUGGAGCUGCUCUGUGCCCACGGGAGCUGAAUCCAUCCCCUGGAGCUGCUCUGUGCCCAUGGGAGCUGAAUCCAUCCCCUGGAGCUGCUCUGUGCCCAUGGGAGCUGAAUCCAUCCCCUGGAGCUGCUCUGUGCCCAUGGGAGCUGAAUCCAUGCCCUGGAGCUGCUCUGUGCCCAUGGGAGCUGAAUCCAUGCCCUGGAGCUGCUCUGUGCCCAUGGGGAGCUGAAUCCAUCCCCUGGAGCUGCUCUGUGCCCACGGGAGCUGAAUCCAUCCCCUGGAGCUGCUCUGUGCCCAUGGGGAGCUGAAUCCAUCCCCUGCAGGCCCUGGAGCUGCUCUGUGCCCAUGGGAGCUGAAUCCAUCCCCUGCAGGCCCUGGAGCUGCUCUGUGCCCACGGGAGCUGAGUCCAUCCCCUGCAGGCCCUGGAGCUGCUCUGUGCCCAUGGGGAGAUGUUUCCUGGGCUCCUGAGGCUGGCACACCUGGAGGGCACUGCAGGGACUCACAGAGGCUGUUCUGACCCAGGCUGAACCCUACAGAAGCUCUGCAGGCCAAGCCUUCCCUGAGGAGGGAAACCCUGACAGGAGCCUCAAGCAGUGCAUGGGAGUCAUUUUGGGCUGAGAAACAGGGACAAAUUAAAUUACAAAUCAGCACAGCUUAGAUUUUAUAAUUGACCUGUUACUGAGGGUAUAUCAAGGGUUCCAGUCCAGACUUGCAGUCAGGAGCAUCCAGGACUGAGUCCUAAAUCCCAGUAGCUGCUCAGCAGCCACUGCACAGUUAACACUUGUUGGGAUUGCAGCUGCUUGACUGCAGCAAUGGUUUUAUUUUUGAGCCUGCAUUAGAUGUGUUAGGGCAACAGCCACCUCUGGGCAAGGCCCUGUUCAGUCUGACACUGUUCCUCCCCUAAGGACUAUUCCAGGUAUUUGCAGGAAGCAAAGCAAGCUGGAAUUCUGAGCAGAUCAAUGCACAGUAACCACGUAGCAGCCUUUAGCCAGGUCCUUCAGCCUUGUCUUACUUUUAGUUAACGUGCUCCAGGGUUUGGAUCUUUCAGCAACACAUUCCUCCAGCAGAGCAAAUGGCUUCAUGUUCAGCCUCUUGAAUUUUAAUGAUUUUAACAACUGUACUUCAGAGUGUGUGCACACUGGUAUGGAAGGUGCAAGGAAUUAUGCAGAAAGAAAAUAAAACCUUUUUAUUAAUGCAUUGAAUUUUUAUAGUUUCCUUUGUCUGCAGUUCUGUUGUUUAAAAUGUCCUUAUUUUGUACAUGGACAUCUUUUUAAUGAGUUUACAAAAUAAAAUGAACCUCCAUGCUGUGACUUCCGACCCUUUGUUUCUAGGUGAAUAAAAUGAUGCUAUAACU